AUGGGACUUUCAAACUGCAGUAUCACUGAAGAAGGUUAUAAAGCUCUGGCUUCAGCUCUGAGAUCAAACCCUUCACACCUGAUAGAGCUGGAUCUCACAGGAAAUGAUCCUGGACAAUCAGGAGUGAAGGAGCUCAAUGAUUUACUACAGGAUCCAAACUGUCAACUCAACACACUGAGGUUUUUGGGUCCUGCUGCAGAUGAAGCCUGUCAGUAUGUGACUGGAAUUGUGGGUAAAAACCCGUUACUCCUGAGAGAACUGAAUCUGAGUGAACAUGAACUAGGAGACACACGAGUGAAUCAGAUCGCUGCUCUACUGCAGGAUAAACACUGUCAAAUCAACACACUGAUUCUGUGUGAUUGCAGUAUUACAGAGAAACAGUGUCUCAUCCUGACUUCAGCUCUGAAAUCAAACCCAUCACACCUGAGAGAACUGAACCUGAGCAGGAAUCGACUAACAAACACAGGAGUGAAUCACUUAUGUGACGUACUGAAGGAUUCACACUGUAAACUGGAGAGAUUGAGGUCAGUAACAUUCACAUACAAGAAUCAAAAUGAUUAAAAUCACUUCAACAGUUUAAACCAAAACACUUUAUAGUAUCUAACGAUGUCUACAGAAGCUUCUUAAACGAGCUCAUCCAGUAAGUAAAACUGUUAAAGUGUGGAAUAAAGAGUCUUCAACAUGUUUUACACUAAACAAUACUUUUGGAUUGAACUAUUUUUAGAGAUUACCACAA
Molecule: messenger RNA, 736 nt
Organism: Labeo rohita (rohu)
Lineage: Eukaryota; Metazoa; Chordata; Actinopteri; Cypriniformes; Cyprinidae
Product: ribonuclease inhibitor-like
Exons: 4
Coding region: 1-561 (186 amino acids)
Molecular function (GO): protein binding
Source: RefSeq, a predicted model, not a curated record